CCCCGGCCCGGAUGGUGGGACCGGGCCCGGGCUCCCACCUCCUCUUCCGCCUCGGCCAGCGCCGUCUGGCCACCGCACCCGGGGAGGGGUCCCAGGGGGACAAGCCCCUUCUCCAAGCACUCCAGCUCCUCGGGAUCUGUUCACACAGUUCACGAGGACCUCAGCUGCAUUUGGGCGCUGCGUUCCCCUUUCCAAGAAUUACUAAUACCCUGUCACUAAUGGAAUCUGUUCGUGGGAACCACAAAGACUGUCAAUGGCAGGAUAUCAGCUCUGGUCACCAUGGACCCCACUGGAUGAGAGCUUCCAAUGGCUGCGGCAUACAACACCUACCCCUUCCUCCAAGCACCCCUUUAGGGCCUCCCCCUGUUUUCCACAUACCCCUUCUGACCUUGAAGUGCAGCUGUGCUUUCAAGAGGUCACUCUAGUCCUAGACAGCCCGUUCCUGGAAACUGGAGUGAGUCCCAAGUUACCCUGCCACACGUCAGAGCUCCGAACCAUGAGCAACAAGAAAGGACUGGUCAGGAAGCCCCAGCCUAUCCGCCUCAGUGGAGUGGAUUCUGUCUUUGGCAGGGUCAUCACGGCUCAGCCACCCAAGUGGACUGGGACCUUCAGAGUUUCAGACAAGUCAGCCUUCUGCAAAAUUAUCAGCAGGGAGCACCAGUGGCCCACUGGACUUAAGGAGCCUCAGAUUCAGAUGACAGUGACUAUGUGCAAACAGAUGCUGCGCUCCAUCCUCCUGCUGUAUGCAACAUAUAAGAAGUGCACCUUCGCCUUACAACACUCCAAGUAAAGGGUCCCCAUCUGAUCCCCCCAAUCUUCACACCAUGUUCUUUGGUAUGUACCUGAAGCUUACACAAAUCUGUUCACAUAAAUGAAACUGUGACACUGCCCCAGCUAUUCUGCUUUCCUGUGAAGCAGUGAUAAUUCAGGAGCCCCUGUCUCUCCAAAAUAAGGGGAGGGUGGGCAGUGAUAACAGUGCAAGGGAGAACAUUUCCAUUGUAAAGUUGAAACGACCAUUUAAAAGAGUCAAACUAGCAUUGACAUGUACAUGUGAUAAAGAACCAUUAAACCAUAUAAAUCAAUGA
Ictidomys tridecemlineatus (thirteen-lined ground squirrel) is the source of this 1085-nucleotide messenger RNA. The record is from RefSeq and is a predicted model, not a curated record. NCBI's taxonomy places the organism in Eukaryota, Metazoa, Chordata, Mammalia, Rodentia, Sciuridae.